Trichoderma citrinoviride is the source of this 1425-nucleotide messenger RNA. Its product is annotated as MFS general substrate transporter. Gene Ontology annotation, biological process: transmembrane transport. Gene Ontology annotation, cellular component: fungal-type vacuole membrane. Gene Ontology annotation, molecular function: transmembrane transporter activity. The record is from RefSeq and is a predicted model, not a curated record. The transcript has 2 exons. The coding region runs from base 1 to 1425 and encodes 474 amino acids. NCBI's taxonomy places the organism in Eukaryota, Fungi, Ascomycota, Sordariomycetes, Hypocreales, Hypocreaceae.
AUGUCAGGUGCGCUCGCGAACGCAUAUAUCAAAGAUGCCUGUCUGGCUAACAAGCUCGGGACGAAAGAGGUGGCCAGCAGCAACAAGACUGAAGUCCAGCCAAACGCCGACGAUGCAGAAACAGACGCUCCUCACGACCCCCAUACGUACCCCGAGGGCGGACGUGAUGCCUGGCUCGUCGUCUUCGGCGCUUGGUGCGGCUUGACUGCUUCAUUGGGCAUCUACAACACGUCGGGGGUUUUCGAGGUUGUCAUCUCUCAGGUCAUCCUUCCCCAGUACUCUGCGUCCACCCUCGGCUGGCUGUUUUCCACAUACGCCUUCGUGAACUGGAUCUUCGGAGUGCAAGUAGGACCUACUUUCGACGCCAUUGGCCCGCGGGCCCUCAUCACGGCCGGCACGGUCUGCACGCUAAUUGGGAUAUUCACACUCAGCCUAUGCACGGAGUACUAUCAGAUUCUCCUAUCCUUCUCCAUCUUGACUGGCAUCGGGUCGUCACUCCUGCUGACGCCAUCCAUGGGAUGCGUCGCUCACUGGUUCAUGAAACGCCGUGGCCUGGCUAGUGGCAUCGCAUUCAUCGGUGGCGGCUUUGGCGGCGUGUUAUUCCCGCUCAUGAUGCAAGCUCUGCUGCCUCAGGUCGGAUGGGCCUGGACGAUUCGAAUCCUUGGAUUCGUGUUGAUGGUCCUCUGUGCCGUCAGCAUUGCCUUUUGCCGGAGCCGAAUCCCCCCGCGCAAGGGGAACGCCACCACCUGGCGGGAUACUCUCCCCGAUCAUCGCAUCUUCUUGGACGGGACGGGAGCCAUGGGGGCCACUACUGCCGGGGUGCUGUUGACAGACCUCGCGUACUUCAUCCCCAUCACCUACACGCCAAGUUACUACAUUGAUCGCCAAGGUCUGUCGUCGGCGGAAUCCAUAACCGGUUCAGCCGCGUUUGCAUACCAGUUGCUCGCCAUCCUGAAUGCAGCAUCAUGUGUAAGCCGUUAUGUGGCUGGCGAUCUGGCCGAUCGCUUUGGCAGAUACAACACCAUGAUUGUCUCUCUUCUUCUCUGCACAAUCUCCGUCUUGUGUCUGUGGUUGACAGAUAUACUGGUGCCUGGAUUGAAGAGUGACGGGCUCCUAGUGGCCUUUGUCGUGUUGUUUGGUUUUCAGAGUGGUUCCAACGUCAGCUUGACGCCCAUCUGCCUCGGCCAGCUCUGUGACACGGAAGAGUACGGGAGAUACUAUGCGAGCUGCUUCACAGUAGUUGCAUUUGGCGUGUUGGCAAGCCUGCCCAUCGCCGGCAGCUUGCUAACCGUGACGGGUACCAGCGGGAAAGAGAAAUACUGGGGGGCUGCCUUGUUUACCGGACUGAGCUAUGUGGCCGCCCUCCUUUGCUUCGUGUGGGUGAGGGUCAAGCUCAAGGGCUGGUCAUGGCGGAUCAAGUGGUAG